Messenger RNA from Corticium candelabrum, 2581 nucleotides. Its product is annotated as phosphatidylinositol phosphatase PTPRQ-like. The record is from RefSeq and is a predicted model, not a curated record. Gene Ontology annotation, molecular function: protein binding. The transcript has 13 exons. The coding region runs from base 1 to 2385 and encodes 794 amino acids. Lineage: Eukaryota; Metazoa; Porifera; Homoscleromorpha; Homosclerophorida; Plakinidae.
AUGGUAAAAGGUCCAGACAAAUUGUUUCCUCAGAAGCAGAUUUUGAAGGAGAAAGGCCAAAUGGAUUGCAUUUGGGGUAGUUGGAGUGCAUGUAGUGUUGAGUGUGGAAAUGGCACCAGAACUCGGCAGGUUACUCAAGCCCCCACAAUGAGUGGUCAGAUGUGUACAGGACCAUCGACUGAAACGUGCAUAGUCACAUCUUGUAUGGCUACCAAUCUAGCUGCUUCUCUUGCAGCAACGGUGACCAUUAGUUCAGUCUAUAGUUCUGACUUUGUUUCUGGAAAGGCUAUAGAUGGCAAUCCAAAAGAUGUUACUGGACAGACACUUGUUGGUACUGAUUGUGCUGGUUCAAAACAUUCUUUGAAUCCUUGGCUUCGAGUUGACUUGCAAAAGGAAUAUUUUGUUUCACGUGUUAGAGUUAUCACUAUAAGUGAUAGAGGUGAAAAUGUGGAUGUUCAUGUUGGUAACAACUUAACAAACAAUGGGAAUGAUAACCACGAUUGUGGAAAGGCUCCAUAUGACAGCUCUAAUAAUUUGAAUGCAAUAUGGCGAGAUGUUAGCUGCAGUCCACCAGUUUGGGGAAGAUACAUUAAUUUACAGAGAAUAGUGACAAAUGACGUUCUUCAUGUAUGUGAGGUGGCUUUCAACUAUGAGUUGGAGAUUGCUAUUCUAGACAAUAAUAUGAACAUUGAAGGAAGAAGUGUGGCAGUUGAUGAGAAUCAAGAUUACUCUAAUCCUAUUGAUUGUGGUGUCAGUCCUGAUGUGACCAACAUUAAUGCACGUUUGCAAUGGAAGCACAACAUGACUAUUGAUGUACCAUCUUCAAGUGCACAGAGUGUAUAUCAGGUGUAUGAGAAUGGUGUUCAGAAGCUCUACAUCAAGUCAGCUAGUGUCUCUUCCAAUGGUCUGUAUACAUGUCAAUAUACUGCAACUGAUGGCUCUAUAGUGUCAAAGUCAUUUACACUGAAUAUUCGUGUGGUACUAACUCCACCUCAGAAUUUGAGAAGUUCACGUGUGACAUCAAGUUCAAUUACUCUACAAUGGGACGAGCCUCUAAGCUUUAACGGUGCUUUUCAGUACUACACUGUUUACAACAGUAUUGGUGAUCCUUUGUACAGGAAGAGUCCCAACAUUAGGAGUCAUGACAACUUAUACACUUUGGCGGGCCUCAACCCAUAUACUGUUUACAAAAUAUAUGUGACAGUAACGAAUAACGCAAAGUCCAAUCUAGAAAGUUUCCCUAGUAACAGCAUUACAGUGCGCACACUGGCAAGAACACCAACUCCACCUCAGCAUGUGAGAAAUUCAAGUGUGACGUCAAAUUCAGUUACUAUUCAGUGGUAUUCUCCGUUGAACUCAAAUGACAUCCUCAGCUUUUACACAAUUUACUAUAGCACUGAUAGAUCACAAUAUGACACGUCUUCUGACAUUCCCAUUAGUCAAAAUACAUACACGUUGAUGAAUCUUAGUCCAUACACAACAUACUUCAUUUACAUGUCAGUUACAAACAAUGCCAGCUUAAACUCAGAAAGUUUGCCUAGCAAUGUUAUUCAAGUGCAAACUCUUUGGUCUUCUCCACUUAAACCAGAUAAACCAUUACCUGGUGACACAAGACCAUCAGCAACAACUGUAACAUUAGUGCCUCCAAGUGUUGACGAUUCCAAUGGUCCAAUAAAGUAUGUUGAUUUUAUUGUGCACGAGGAUGUGACUGGAUAUGAUGGUGAUGAGGUCGCUAAUAUGCCGCCUGUUAUCAAACCAUAUGACAAGAGUAGGAUCUGGUAUGUGGCAGCUCGAUAUGAAUAUGAUCAGUACAAGAAGAACAUAGCUGGACGUCAGUUUAUAAUUGGAAAUGGUUCAGUGGUGUCUGCUGGAGGUAUAGAGUACACAAAUGGACCACUACAACCAGGACAGUCAUAUCUGGUUUAUAUCCGCAUCAUUGGGAUUGGAAAUGAUGAGGUGCAGGAGUUCUCAUCAGUCAGUGAGGCUACAAGGUACGCAACUGCGUCAUCAUCUGGAGGAUCAUCAAAUUCUGUGUUGAUCAUCGCAGUUGCUGUUACACUAAGCGUCAUCAUUCUUGUGCUAAUCAUCAUACUUUUCAUUUUCCUGAGGAAGAAUUACAGGUGCACUAUCCAUAGAAAUGAGCCAAAAUUGGAGCCUGUGAAAUAUGAUAGCGUCAUUACCAAUCCUAAAGUAACAUCUGGAACAAGUGAAUGCUUGGAGGCAAGCAAUGUGAUCAUGACCGUUAAUAGCUUAUAUGCUACUACAGGUGCAGGCAGCAGUGAUAAAUCACGUGAAUAUGUAGAAGUUAGAGCUGUUGCAGUUGAUCAAGACAGGAAGAAUGAGGAACCAUUGUAUGAGAGUAUGGAUGGUGAAUCGGCACUUUGAUCUCCAUAAUUAAUAAAAAGAGAAAACAUUCUGAUAACGAUUUGUUGUGGCUUUUUAGCAUUUAUAAUGCAUUUCUUAGUGCUCGAUUGUGUCGUAUGUUGUAGCUAGUUUGUAUGAAGGGUUAGCUAGAAGUGAGAAGAAGAAUAAAUUUGUAUUGUUUGGGAUUAGGUGCUUGUGAGAAGAGAAUUAAAGCUGA